AAAAUAAAAAUUCUCCUUUCCUCUCCUCCCCUCCUCUUCCUCCUCCCUCUUCGUCUCCCCUCCCUCUCCAUUCUCUCCGCGAAGCUGCUCCCGCAGGGAUCCGAACCCGAGCUCGCCCGCAGCCCACUAGCCGCGGGUCCCACGCUCCCCGCUCCUUCUUCCAGCCAGCCAUUGCCCCGUUCUUGAUCUGAUCCGUCGAAUUCGGUCCGGCGGGCGCACCCGGGGCAGCAUUUCUUUUCCCCGGUCAAGAUUCGGUCUGACGGGGCCGUCCCCGGCGCGAUUUCGCCGGGCCGUUUUGGCCCGUUCUCGCCGGAUUUGUUCCGGCUCCCGUGGUCGGGAUCGGUUGGUGGUCGGGUGGAGCUGCGAAAGGAAUCAAAUUCCAAUCUUUUUUCCAGUCACCUUCUUCCCCAAUUAGCUGGGAUCAGUGUGGAUUCUGAUUCGUAGGUCCUUGGCUUCCCCCCCGCGAGCUUCGCGGUUGGUGUGGUUAUGCCAUUUACCUGGCGAUUUGUAUCUGUGGUUUGUGUGAAAAUCUGAGAGUGUGGAGAUUUGGGAGGUCUUCUCCCUCCUGUGCUCUAUGAGGAGCAGCUUCCUCUCGGAGUCGCCGUGCGACGAGCAGCACAUCCAUGGCUACGGCUUCAACCCGCAGUCGUGGCUGCAGGUGGAGCGCGGGAAGCUGCCCAAGUCAUCCUACUCGCCGUCCUCCAUUGAGUCGCUCAUCAAGAUUGCUGAGCCGCCGGUAGUGCCAUUGUAUAAGCCUUUGGAUUAUGUCGAGGUGCUGUCCAGGAUCCACGAGGAGCUCGAGCAAUGCAUGCCGAGCGAGCGGCCAGGGCUGUAUCUGGUCCAGUCCCAGGUGUUUAGGGGCCUUGGGGAGGCGAAAUUGCGCCAGAGGAGCCUGCACUCUGCGUGGCGCUGUGCAACCACUGUGCACGAGAAGGUCAUAUUUGGGGCAUGGCUGCGGUACGAGAAGCGGGGUGAGGAGAUCAUAUCAGACGUACUUGCAUCAUGUAGGAAGUGCUGCCGAGAGUUUGGCCCACUCGAUAUUGCUUCUGAGAUGCCUGUGGGCAAUUUUGAGAUAUAUGGUUCAUGUGAGAUGGGCUCCUCAUCUCGAGUUUCUUCCACGGUGACAUUUCAAAUAAGAGAUGGGAGGGUGACAUGUGAUAGGUGCAAGAUUGCAUCUUUGUCGAUCCCAUUUUUCUCCAUGCUUAAUGGACCAUUUACUGAGUCACAGCUUGAGCUUGUUGAUCUGUCGGAGAAUGGUAUCUCAUUGGAGGGCAUGAGAGCUGUUUCUGAGUUCAGUUCUACUUAUAGCUUAGGGGAUUUGCCUUUGGAAAUCUUGUUGGAGAUCCUGGUGUUUGCAAGCACAUUUUGUUGUGACAGGCUAAAAGAUGCUUGUGAUAGGAAACUGGCUUCGUUUGUUUCAUCAAGGCAGGAUGCUGUUGAGCUCAUGGCGUUGGCAUUUGAAGAAAAUGCGCCAGUUCUUGCUGCUUCUUGCUUGCAAAUGCUUUUACAGGAGCUUCCUGAUUGUCUAACUGACGAUCUAGUAAUUAGCCUCUUCUUGGGUGCGACUGCACAGCAACAACUUAUCAUGGUCGGACAAGCCUCCUUUUUGUUAUACUGCUUGCUUAGUGAAGCUGCAAUGAAUAUUGAUCCAAGAACAGAUACAACGGUAUGCUUAUCAGAGAAGCUUGUUCAGUUGGCAGUUACCCCUACUCAGAAGCAAAUAGCUUUUCAUCAGCUUGGAUGCAUUAGACUUUUACGAAAGGAAUAUAAUGAAGCUGAACGCAGAUUUGAGGUUGCCUUCUCUGCUGGUCACGUGUAUUCCGUUGCUGGUCUUGCUAGAAUCGCUGGUAUGCAAGGCCAAAAGGCUUUGGCUUAUGAGAAACUCAGUUCAGUCAUAGCAUCUAAUCUGCCACUAGGGUGGAUGUAUCUGGAGAGAUCUUUGUAUUCUGAAGGUGAUAGAAAGUUGGCGGACCUUGACAAAGCAACUGAGCUGGAUCCUACUCUUACUUACCCUUACAUGUAUCGAGCUGCAUCCUUGAUGAGAAAGAAAGAUGCUAAACUUGCCUUGGAGGAAAUUAACCGGCUCUUGGGUUUCAAGUUAGCAUUGGAGUGCCUGGAGCUCCGGAUUUGUCUAUACUUGGCUCUAGAAGACUACAAAUCUGCCAUCUGUGAUAUCCAUGCGAUUCUUACUCUUUCACCUGAGUAUCGGAUGUUAGAAGGACGUGUAGCUGCUUCCAAAAUUGGCACUCUUCUCGGCGCACAUGUCGAGCAGUGGAAUACAGCUGAGUGUUGGCUCCAACUGUAUGAGCGUUGGUCAUCAGUGGAUGAUAUUGGUUCCCUUUCAGUGAUCUACCGGAUGCUUGAGUCAGAUGCUGCAAAAGGUGUUCUGUACUUUAGGCAAUCUUUGCUGCUCCUUAGGUUGAACUGUCCUGAGGCAGCGAUGCGCAGUUUGCAAUUGGCAAGACAUCAUGCUGCAACUGAGCAUGAACGACUAGUAUAUGAGGGGUGGCUUUUGUAUGACACUGGACACUGUGAGGAGGCCCUUCAAAAAGCAGAAGAAUCUAUUUCUAUUCAAAGGUCAUUUGAGGCUUUCUUUCUGAAAGCCUACGUUUUGGCUGACUCAGGAGUUGAUCCUUCUUAUUCUGCGACUGUUAUCUCGCUUCUUGAAGAUGCAUUGAAAUGCCCUUCAGACCGGCUUCGGAAGGGUCAGGCUUUGAAUAACCUUGGUGGUGUCUAUGUUGAUUGUGGAAAAUUAGACUCAGCAGCUGAUUGCUAUACAAGUGCCCUGAAGAUUCGACACACUAGGGCCCAUCAAGGUCUUGCUCGUGUUCAUUUCCUCAGGAACAACAGGGAUGCUGCAUAUGAGGAAAUGACAAAGUUGAUAGCGAAAGCUAAAAACAAUGCUUCAGCUUAUGAGAAGCGCUCAGAAUAUUGUGAGCGAGAACAAACUAUGACAGAUUUGCAAACAGUGACCCAAUUGGAUCCUUUACGUGUUUAUCCAUACAGAUAUCGAGCAGCAGUGCUGAUGGAUAGCCACAAGGAGAACGAUGCAAUAGCAGAGCUCAGCCGUGCCAUCACCUUCAAAGCCGACCUCCACUUGCUGCAUCUCCGGGCGGCAUUCCACGAGCACAUCGGGGAUGUCCCAAGCGCUCUCCGUGAUUGUAGAGCCGCCCUCUCCUUGGACCCGAAUCACCAGGAAAUGCUAGAGCUUCAGAAACGUGUGAACAGCCAAGAGCCCUGACACAUUGUGGUGCUAUAUCAUGUAUUGUAUACCACGUAGGUGCCCCUCAUGACAGCCUUGACCUGAUUCAUUUUUUCUUGGUAACAUGAUGUUUUCAGCAAGAAAGUAAAAAAAAGGAAGAGAGAGAACUAGUUCUAUGAAAGCCGGCAUCGAUAAAGCUUUUACACUCGAUGCCUUGGCUUCUGUAAAAGUAAUGUGCUAAUCACUGAACUGCAUCCUGAUAAAGUGAUUUCGUGCAUAAUGUAAUUUCCAAGUUCUGUUCUCUGUAUCAAGUUUUUACUGAAAUUAAUCAUGAAAGUAAAUUAUGAUCCAUCUGAAGAUC
Setaria italica (foxtail millet) is the source of this 3563-nucleotide messenger RNA. Its product is annotated as ETO1-like protein 1. Bases 575 to 3241 code for a protein of 888 amino acids. Gene Ontology annotation, biological process: negative regulation of ethylene-activated signaling pathway. The transcript is spliced from 5 exons. The record is from RefSeq and is a predicted model, not a curated record. Gene Ontology annotation, molecular function: protein binding. NCBI's taxonomy places the organism in Eukaryota, Viridiplantae, Streptophyta, Magnoliopsida, Poales, Poaceae.